CAACUCUAUCGUAUUGUGUAAAGGCUUACUCUACCACACGUUUGUAUGGCCUUCGUUUUACAAAAAAUGCUUUAGCUAUGAAGUUGAACACUAAGCGUAAAAGGUUAUUUUUUAUUGUUGACUAUCAUUAAACACAGCAGACGGCCCGUUUCCGGCCAGAAGUACGAUAUAAUACAAUAAUUCAACAUUAAAUUCGAACACGAAGAUAUUACGAAGUUGUUAAGCAACUGUUGGAAGUUAUCUAUGUACUUAAUCUAAGUUAGUAAAGUUUAGUCCAAGUUGUGAUUUACUUGUGUUCAGUGUUGUUUCGGAUUUUGAAAUAAAAUUUGAAUAACUUUAAUAACGAUGUGUGUCUGUGUCGUAAUGUGAAUGACAGUGAAGACAAGAUAAGCUAGUAGGUACUAGUUGAAGUGAUAUUACUUAGUAUGACUUAUUAGCGGCAAAUUCAAGUGGUCUCUACCUCUACGGGAAUAUUUUCUGCAGCAUGAGUCAUGUUUCGGAUAACAAUGGUUUCUGUUGUUAUAACGUGAACUUGUGUAAUAACAAGUAUUUCUUGUGUUUGUUCAAAAAUGUGAUUAAGUUUGAAUGUUGUUUCGAAGGAAAACGAACACAGCUUAACUUUUGAAGGCAAGCACAUUGAAGUAUUGAAAUCAAGACUCAAUCGAAAAUGGCGGAAAAUAAUAAAAAGCGCGCCGGCAGUUUUCGCAAACUAUUCCCGAAUCUAUUUUUCUCUCACAAAUCAAAAGAAAAAAAUGCAAAUAAAGAUGCACAAUCCAAUGCAAAGAGUGCGACAGAAUUUUCUAAAGGCAAUCAAUAUCAGAAUCCUCGAUCGAUAAGAUCCGAUAAAAAUGGCCAAGGACUGGAAGAUAGUGAGCGUAUAUAUGAAAAUUUAACAACAAAUCGUCCUCAGAGUGAUAACGAAACGCAAAGUAACGACAUAUCAAGUCAUCACUCUUCCAGUAGUACACUUGUUUCGGAAAGUGCAAAAAAUAAAUCGAUUGAUGUCAAUGGAGUUUCGGAAGUAGAAAGUUUUGCAUACACCAACUACGCAGCAAGACCUCAAGUUCCACCGAAACCAUAUAACGAAAUGGCGAACUCCCCGCAGUCACCAAAAGAAAAUACCAAUCAAGAAAAUAAAUUCGAUAACACUCAAUAUCCGGACGUUUAUUAUCAUUCAUUGGAGAAGCUAACUGAUAAAAUAUCACCGUUCGAUGAAAUUGAAAUUUACCGAGCAUCACAGGCACAAGCAAAUCCAGCUUCAGUAGGAGCAGAAAUAAAAAGAGUGAGUACCAAAUUUUUGAUAUCGCCGAAGAAGGAAGCUGAGGUACGAACAAUCAUGCCUACGAGAGCUCGAAGUUUGUCGUUUGACAAUAAUAAUAAGGAAAACGAACAAGAAAGGCAACCAAGGAAUUCUUAUAAGAAACAAGAAACCAUUACUAAGCCUUACAACUACUCAGCGCCAACAUCGCCUAUGCCAAUAAAUCACAAAAUUCCGAAUAUGCCGAAAACUGUGUCACCAUAUGAACAUGUACGAAAGAUUAUGAUUGAGACAGAAGAGAAAAGGAAUUCCUUGAGUAGGUCGAGCCUCCGUACCAAAUCACCAUCGUCACCUAGAUCGGAGUACAGCCAAAGGAUGACGCCUACUCUCCAAGAAAAUUCGAAACAGGAAUCGAUUGAUAAAGAGAAAACGAGGCAAAAAGUCGAAGCAUUUUACUGGCAGAAGUUAAAAGAGUUGAAGCAAAAAGAAGACGAGUACCUUACUAGACAGUCUCUGACGUCCUCUUUGAAAAGUCCUUUAAGAUUAAAAACUUCUGGUAAUCCUAACUGCAGUACACCAAACUCAUUUUCUUAUGUGAUAGAGCCUAGAAGUUGCAGUUUGCCGCGUGGGAACGAUUUGAAAAGUUACUCUAUGAAUCAGCCAAUUUACACUUCAGUGCCGUUUAAUAGAGGCGCUCCGGAAAGGCGGACGGAUACUUUUAUCAAAACUCGAACUACUUUCGACGAUCCAGAGAUCAUCUACCGUCACCCCGAAAAACUUACUGCCAGAACGACGUCGCCUUUACUACUUCAAGAACAGAAAAUGCCGAUUUACUAUCGUGGAACGAUUCCUCAGGAUAAUCAAAAUGCAGGGCAGUUAAAACGUGUUAGUUUUGAAGAUCGCUAUGGAAAAACUGUGAAUGGUGUUAAAUGUGAUGGUGAGUUAAAGUUAAGUGAUGUGAAAGUGCAAAACAGACCGCCAGCGAACAACAAAGUGAGUGCAUUAUCCUCAAGAGUGCCUCCCAGACCACCAGUGCGGACCACUAGUGUUGGUGGUGUCGGGAGAAAAAUUGCGAUAGAUAAAAAAAGUCUUUACACCACGAGUGCUGGACAUUCGCUGUGCUCAGAGUCUGAGAGCGGAUCCGAAGCUGGUGAAAUACAGAGAAUAUUGCAGACCAACCCACAGAAAGAAGAAGACUGGCAUGGAGACGGACGAAUGGACGGAGGUGUCUCCGACGGCGAGACUAGCCGAGGCCCAUCCCGUGCCCGCAGCUCCCGGCGUGAUGACCCUCGCCGCCACACACUCGCUGGCAACCAUCACCUACAGACUUACGACCAUUCUGGACACGUCAUUCCGAUGCCGCCACCAUCGGCUCGGUAUGCGCCACCUACAAACAAUGCCAUGCUUUUCGACGAAGAUCCCGGCAUCAUGUCGGAGGUCGAAACAGCAUCGACUGGGUUCCGUCGCGGGGGCAAACAGAGAUCUUCUCUGCCCGUCGUACGGACCCCGAGCAAGACCUUGGAGAGACCGCUUGGUUUAGUCUUCUUGCAAUACCGCAAUGAAACCAAGCGCGCUCUGCUCCCAAAUGAGAUCACAUCUAUCGACACGGUCAAAGCCCUAUUCGUACGCAGCUUCUGCAAACAACUAACUAUGCAGUACAUGGAUAGUCCUUUAGUGAAGAUUUAUAUUCACGACUCUUCAAAGGACAUGUUUUAUGAAUUGGAAGAUGACAGGGCUCAUCUACGCGAUAUCCGCGAUCGGUCGGUUUUGCGUCUCUUUGAGGCAACUGAUAUCGGUGGGGGUGCGUUCCCCGGUGCAGUUGGCGUUGGGUCAUUCUCAAUGCCAGCUGGUGCUGUUCCAUCGUGCUCCGGCCCUUCAUCGUGGGAACAAGAACAAAACUAUUUCUCCGAGCCAGAAAUUGACUCGGAGUAUCAUAGUCAGCAUGUUCAUAAGUCGAAGGUAAAGGCUCCUGCUUACUACAUCGGUGGUCAGCAGCCGAGCACUCUGCCGCGAGGGGGAUCGAUGCUGCGCGCCUACUCGCCUGCCGCUCCACCGAUCCCCGCCGAUCGUAUCAAGGCUCACUCCACCUCAGGUCCCACCGCGCCGGCCAAGCCGAUGCGCACGUACAUCCCUGGGAGUGGGUCAGAACGCUGUUUCCCCUUCGCCGCGGCGGAUUGCGCUCGGGGGCCCGACCAACUGUACACGAUCCCCGGUCAUGCUGAGGGGUAUAUGUCGUCUCCGGAGCGCGGGGCCGCCAGGGCUCCGUACGAAGAUCCGUAUUAUACGCAGUACCUCGGCCCUGCGGCUGGACGAGCUGCUAUUGCUCCGAUUAUUGACGAAGAAGCCGGCGAUGCUGGUAUAAUGGAUGAUGCAUAUACCUUGUAUGGAAAUCCAAUUACGACUGCUCCUAGGCCGAUGCCAAGGCCGCCGUAUGACGCCAGGCCACAAUUGGAUGACAUGCAACGACUGCGCGUUGAGAAGAUGGAGAGGCAACUGGCCAACUUAACGGGGCUCGUGCAAAAAGCUUUGCAGGUUCCGAACCAACCCACCACUCCUGCAGCCAUUCCGCGUCAAGACUACCAGACGUACAAUACACGACCUGCCGCACAAGAUGCGGCACGAUUUACCAGCACGGAGAGACCUCCUAAGUUAGGCAGAGAUAAAUUUCAAAAAUCUGUCUCUUUUGAGAAAUCAGUAUCAUUUAGCGAUGAUCCUCCUGAUAUGAGCUCACCAAAGCAGCAUUCACCCCAACAUACAGCCGAUUCCAAACCUACCAAACCGGCUAUCAAAUCUUCGACAUUGCCAAGGACGUCAUCUCAAGAGCGUGAUCGUCUGAAGCCUGCUCCUCCUCCGAAGCCGGCAGGGCUAGCGAGCCAGCAACUGGCUCUGGUCCCUCAGAAGACCUAUACGAUCAACGUAACCUCGGAUUUCCAAAACCAGCUGCGCUUGUUGCAGAAGCAAGGUCGUGAUCUCAGAAUUGAGACCCGCAAUAUGCGCCGCUCAACCUUGACGCACGCCAUUCAGAUGCGACAGCUCAUGGGCGAGGCCAUCUUAAAGAUUGGAGCCAUUGCUGCCAGCUUUUGCGAAAUGGAUCCUGAUUCUCAACUAUGCCGCGAAGAAGAGAUCUAUCGCCAGGAUAUGCUGCUGCUCGAAAACGAUCUGUACGAGCUCGAGGCCACUGUUGAACGUCUGCGAGGCCAGGCAGCUAACAGGGAAACGCGCGUCAAUAUGGCGGACAUCGAACGCAUUGCAAUGGUGCUGUCAAAGAGCAGCAAGACUGUCGCUGACUGGAAACUCAAGUUUCCCGUUCUGCAGGAGACCAUGAAGACCAAGUUGGCUGCUGAGAUGGAAAAGGUGGUGCGGAAGGAGAAGAUGCUGGAAGAAGAACCCGAGCGCUUGGAGCUAGCCUUGCGCCGCUGCAAGAAGCUUACAGGAACACUGGUUACGCUCAAACGCCUUGCUUGUGUGCAAGAACAGCGUCUGCCACUAAGCGACGGCCGAGUCUCGCCAGUAUCCUCACAAAGCUCCACUUUCACCGCUGGACAAUCAUCUGAGGAUUGUGCUUCUGAUUUGAGCACAACAUGCCCAAAUGCUCUUGCUCACAACAAGGCAACCGGCGCCGGCGUGUGCGUCGGGCGAGGCGCUGCGGCCCGGGGAGCGGACCUGCGGCCAGAAAACGCCCUCGAUGCGCUACUAGACGAGCUGCAGACGUUCGCGAAGCCGGCGGAGCGCGGCGCGCGCGGCGAGGGCCCGCUGCGCCGCCUGCACUCGUACCCCAGCGGCAGCGACACCGACGCCUCGCCGCCCGUGCGCGCGCGCGGCCAGCACCCGCCCAAGCCGCCCGUGCCCGAGCGCCACCCCGAGCUGCUGGCCAUGGCCGCGCGCCGCGCGCCGCCGCCGCCGCCGCCGCGCACCACCUCGCGCUCGCCGCUCGCCUCCCCCACGUCCCCCGCCUCGCCGCCCCGCUGUCAACCCGACCCCAACCAUCUCCCCAUGCAACACUCCGAACCCUAUUCCGAUGACGACAAGGCCACUAAUCGUCACACACCCCUCGAACAAAGACAUCAGGAGCUGUUAAAAAAGCAAAAAGCGCUGCAAGAACAAUACGCUCGCCUUCAGAUGAUCCAACGGAGCGGACCAACACUGCCACCUACUGCGCAGCCGGACCUCAAGAAAACCGGUAGCGAGUCCAACUUGCUGACGAAAAUGAACUUGAACCUUGCCCCGGCGGCGAUAUCCGGAAGCAUGACGCAUCUAGCCGCUAACAAUGAGCGGAACAUUGACGGUUCACUGGCCCCCGAGAAAGGCAUGCUGCCCGAAGGUGUGGCCACUACCAAUAAGGUUUACGAGACUGACAUACUGUGACCUUGUAGUCGAUGCUUCAUAUCUGUCUAAGAGUUCGCGCGCACCAGGACGUUGCUCGUACUUAAUGCCACACGUUUUUGAAUAUUUACCUACGUCUAUCAUGCAUUCUUCACAUUGUAAAUGUCUUUAAUCACCAAUUUUUUAUUUGGAGACCAGCAUCAGGAACCUAUAAAAUUAACUAAUCAAUUUAAAUCCCUUUUUUUCUAAUUUAUUUAAGCUUGUACUUACCUAAUGAAAAGGUAUCCAUAUUUUUUUAUAGUUUACGUUUGCCUAAUGCGCGAGGGCUCCUGCUGGGUACUAAAAUGUUAGGUGUAAGUAUUUUUUUAAUAUGAAUUACUGCUUUAUUAUUAUUGUAAAUCGUUUAUUCGCAAUUUUUAUUAGGUUUGUAAUUUCAGUAUUAAGUUAGACCCCGUGUCGUGUUCUUAAACAACGAAAUUCAAGCACAUUUUACUAACAAUGAAAUAUGAUGUAAACUACUUAUUGUAAUUGGUGUUACUAAUUGAUCACAAGAAAAAAAUACAAAAAAAGUCAAUAAAUGUUAUUAUGAAAUAAAAUAUUGUAAUCAAUGAUAUCCAUCAUAGAAUGUACCUAUCGAAUGAACUGCAGUUUUGUCUUGCCUCUCAGUCUGUGCUAUAAGUUCUUUACCGAACGCAUAACUACGUAUGUAACUUUGUGUAUAAAUAGGUGUACCUCACUGUAUUCUCUAACAUUUAGAUUAUCUACUAAUAUGACGACAGUUCAAAUACCUUUAAUCCAUGAUUAGUGCCAAAAUUAUUGUUUUCUAAACUAAUUUUCGUAAACUUUCGGAAGUAUACUUGCAACGAUUUAGAAAAAUAAAAUUAUUGAAGACUUUAUUUUGUAAGUCUCUUAAUUUUGUAUUUUAUUAUAGUUCGGGCCAAAUAACUGCAUUUCUGAAGUUGAAUUUGUUCCUGUGGGUAUUGUUGAGAAGCUUUGAUUGGUCCGAAGUUGGCUACAAUGACCUAUGUGUGUGUAUGAAAAUAAACUAGACGCGUGAGACGUCAAGGGUAACUUCAGAGUUGCUUUAUUGGCGUGAACUGUAAGACCCGUGUAAUUUUCAAAAAUCAGCACUUUUAAUAUAAGAGGACUAUAAUGAAGUUUAUUUAUAAAUUCUGUUCCAUCAAAUACAACGAAGCUUAUUUGUUGUAUUACUCUUAAUUUAAAAUUAUUCAAAAUCCUGGUACCUAUUCGAUAAUGAACUAUAUAAUAUUCUUGACGGCUUGAAAUAACAAAAAAAUCAACCGAAAAUAAUUGUACUGUGAUAAGAAAAAGUUACCUAUUCUAAAUGCAUAAGAAUUGAUUAAAAAUUUAUUACAAAAACCUAGAUUUACGUCCUUGCACGGGGUAAGCAUAUUUUACUAAAAGCCACAUUAUUACUUACCUCAAUAAAUUAUUUAGCUUCGUCCACAUUCGUAUAUCAAUAUUGAAUUUAUAAUUAAAGUAAAAACCGUCAAAAAUAUUAGAUAAUUAAAUUCACAUUUAUUAUUUAUCAUUGUUGUAACGAUCUUGUUUCGCAUAAUUUCUUUUUGUUGGAAUUAUAUUAAAUUGAUUAGACUAAAUAAUAUUGAUGUAUAAAAUAUUAUUCUUAUUUUUAGACUCCAAAUACAUCUACAAUCAUGUAAUAGAACUAGAUAAUUAGUGAUAGCUACUAUUUAGAGUAAUUAAUAUAAAAACAAAUAGGUAGGUGAAGCAAAAUGAUUGCGGUUUUUAAAUGUUUGUUGCAAAUCACUUAAUAUUUAACAAAACUAAUAUUGGCUUGCACACUUUGGAGCACACUAUUGCUAAAACCUUUCAAAUAAAUAUGUAUUACAUAAUAUAUAGCCAUGUGACUUUAUUACGCACUAUCAUAUCUAAUUUUCAUAACAACUCUUUGUUUUAUCGAAAAUAGCCUAUUUUUUGCGCUAUUUGUACGAGUAUUUAAAUAGAGCUGAAUGCUAAGUUUUCUUUGUAUCUAUGUUUGCGUCUCCAUAUACUAAGACAUAAUAACUUAAUCAUUGACGUAACAUUAAGGAAUUGUCUUCAUUUAUAUUCCUGACAUCUUUCAAUUGAAUCAUUUAAUUUCAUUUCAUUUAUGGAUCGAUACGUGCCAAACAAUGCUUCUUUUAUAAAGGUAUUUUUCUAGUAUUUUUACUUAGUUGACUUACUUACUACCUAUUUUUUAAUGUUUAAAGCAAACAAAAAAGUUUUUAUAGCUGUUUAUUAUUGUUAAUUUCGAUGUUUUAUCGAUUUUAAAUCUGCAAAUUUUUAGCUUAAAGCAUUUUAAUAUUAAUUUGUUGCUAAUAUAGAUAUUAAAUUAUUCUUAAGAAGGUAGAAACUAUUUGUUUAGUUGUAAUAAAAGAUCAUAAUAAGUGUAUAGUUAUAUCAAGAUAGCUUGAAAAUGUUUUAAUGUGAAAUAAAUAAAGAAAGUUUA
Messenger RNA from Helicoverpa armigera (cotton bollworm), 8051 nucleotides. Its product is annotated as coiled-coil domain-containing protein AGAP005037. The record is from RefSeq and is a predicted model, not a curated record. Lineage: Eukaryota; Metazoa; Arthropoda; Insecta; Lepidoptera; Noctuidae. The transcript has 23 exons. Bases 668 to 5623 code for a protein of 1651 amino acids. Gene Ontology annotation, cellular component: cytoplasm.